Molecule: messenger RNA, 5406 nt
Organism: Pseudomyrmex gracilis
Lineage: Eukaryota; Metazoa; Arthropoda; Insecta; Hymenoptera; Formicidae
Product: polycomb group protein Psc-like
Exons: 6
Coding region: 693-4943 (1416 amino acids)
Biological process (GO): negative regulation of transcription by RNA polymerase II
Cellular component (GO): PRC1 complex
Molecular function (GO): promoter-specific chromatin binding
Source: RefSeq, a predicted model, not a curated record
AUACGUGUUGUUACGCGCGCUCUCUUCUCGCCUAUCGUCCAACGUCGUCGUUGUCGUCGUCCCCGCAUCAGGAGAGAUCGCAAAGCUGUGGGUUUUAGUUCGCGAGUGCGCCGCGUGGCGCUGUCCGACAGUACCACAAUUUCAUGACCGCCCUGUACGGUGCAGUUUCUUCGCCAUUCCGGAGGAACGUUUUCCGCGAGGUUUUCUCCCGUCGUUUCCGCAGCGAGCCUCCGGAUGAGGCGCGAAUCGAGGGAAAUAUGGACGAUGGGUUCCGAGGCCAAACAGGUCGGAAACCGAUGAGCGCAACGAACAACAAGAUUGCGAUACACCACGCGAUAUCGUAAAACCUGGCCACCCUACACACAAAGAGAAAACUCCAAAGGGGAAGGGGGAGAGAGAGAGAGACAGAGUGAGAGAGGGGAGAAGGACGUGAGAUCUAGAGACGUCGUUCUAGGCCGUCGACUGGAGCGUUUUAUACAUAUGUACACUGGUGGUGCGUUGUGUCGUGCGAGAAACGCUUCGCUGCUGUUGGUCUACGCGCGCGCGCGCGCGCGUAGACUCGCUCGUGGUCUAGAAUUAUUGGUGUAUUGGCAACACGCAGCGUGAUUUUGUGUCGUCCUCGCCAUCAACACCGUUUGCAUGUGCACUUUCACAUUUUAUGUUUUGCAAGUUAUUUCCAACGCAACGUAAAGAUGGUUGGUAUUGGCAAGAAGACGCUCUUGCGUGAUGUGAAUCCACAUUUAAUCUGUCCAUUGUGUCGGGGAUAUUUCAUAGAUGCCACGACAGUAGUGGAAUGUUUGCAUUCUUUUUGCAGAAGUUGCAUUCUGAAGCAUUUGCGUGCAGCAGGACAUUGUCCUUCCUGCAAACAUGUUCUCAACAAGGCAAAACCAAACAUCAAAGCCGAUAAAACAUUACAAGACAUCGUGUAUAAACUGGUGCCCGGUUUAUAUCAUAAGGAAAUGCGAAUGAGAAGAGAGUUUUAUAAGAUGCAUCCCGAACAAGCAAAGUCAGCAACGCCGGAGCAACGUGGUGAAGAUGUGAGCGGGCGGUUAAUAUUCAAUCCAGAAGAUGUAGUGAGUUUGAGCUUGGAGUACCUUCCGCCAGGAGUCGAUCCGUUAACUGUGUUGAGCAUUAAGGAAACGGACACGAGUAGUAAUUCAAACAACAUCAAUGGCAGUACUAAUAACAACAACAACAAUAAUAAUAGUAACAACAAUAACAACAAUAAUCACAGCUGUAGUACCGCCAGUAAUAGAAGAUACCUGCAAUGUCCGGCAUUGGUGACUAUUGCGCACUUAAAGAAAUUUGUAGCGAUGAAAUACAGCGUCGAUGUAACGAGAUACACAAUUGAAAUUUGUCAUCUCGCACCUCUCCCUGAAAACUGGACCCUCAUGGAUGUCGCUUACAUUUAUGCAUGGAAGAGAAUCGCGCCGAUGAGAUUCUUCUAUCGGGUGGCGCAAGAGGAGCAAAGAUUGGAGGCGCCUUUGCAUCACAGACCGUCGACUCCGGGACUUGGUGCGCGAGAUUGUUUGCCUCCGAAUGAUACGCGGGAGAACGACAAUAAUGUGAGCAACGAAGCCGUCAGUCAUCCGGAAACUUCCAAAUCGGAAGUUAAAGCUGCCAGUGAAAACGAGACAUCGUCUUUGACAAAGAACGAUUCGACUCGGAUCGCGAGCGAUGAGAUAACCUCGUCUGCGAAUCGCAAACAAAUAAUUGAGAAGAAUGAAACGAGCAAAAUAAACGCAGAAUCCGCGAAAUUGCCGAUUUCAACAUCGACGCAUUUGACGCACACGACACACGUGACAUUAACCACAACGACCACAUCUCCUUCCGCAGGAACAAACACGUCUUCUUCGACGACGACAUGCAGCAAUUCAAACAAGCAGAUAAAGAGUCCUAUCAAGAUACUGAAGAAUUCGGAAGGAAGAUACGAGGUGAUGAAGAGUCUUUCCUCCGCUGCUAACGCGAACGAAAAAGAACAAACCGCUACCACGGCAGACAUUAAAAGUCCACCGAAUCCUGAGUUUAGUGUUGUCAAUUCUAAAGGAGUGAAGCUCACAUUGAAGCAAUGUCCACCGCUACAAAGUAACAACUCGAAGAAAAUCAUCAGUAACAAACCGAAAAUCAUCAGUAACACUUUAGUGCGUCCUGCUUCAACAGAUAAAGAUGCGGUACCGAUGUCAGCCAUGGCGGUACUUCAGCAACUGCAGCAGCAAAAACUGCAAGAAAAGGAGAAAUUGAACUCGAAUCCGCCAUCGGCCGAUAAGCAAGAAAAACAACGACGUAAAGUGACCUUCGUAGAUCGACUCUCGACCUGUGAGAAAACAUCUCCUAGUGGAAUUGUACCAAAAACCGCGCUCAAGAAACCGGCAGAACAGCAGGAUAAAAAACAGUUUCUGCAAAGUUUUCAGUUGACUGCCAUAGAAUCUCCGUUGCCAGACGACGGCAAGCUAAAAAAAUCUCCUGUUCGAGACACCGAUGUGCCGACAGCGGGCGCCGCUAAGUGUCUUCAAAACAGCACCGCGAAGGUAGGGGAAUUUUCGAAGAAAGAUGGCGACGAGUUGAAGAAGAAGAGCAACACGGAAAACAACAACUUGACUGCGAACAACAGCAUCGCGACAAAUACAACGACCAAAUGUACUAUGAGCAUAACAUCUGCUGCUGCGGCGCGAACACACACGAGUAAAACCGACGAUGCGGACGGACGGCCGUUUAAUUCAGGAACGAGUUUGAAUAGCGGAAAUAUCGCGAGUGGCAAUCACGCUGCCAAAAUGGACGUGUAUACUUUCCCUAACGAUCCGCCGAUUGUUCCAGCCGGAGCGGUGAAAAGGAAAUGCCCACCUGGUGUGCCAAUUGCCGACUUGAAACGCCGGAGGUCUCAGCAGAUCGCUCAGAAAGCGGAAGUCAACAAGAAACAAAAUGUUUCUCAGUACAGUCCUGCUGUUAAAUUACCGCGUAUUUCUCCUAAAGAGCACGUAAUCCCUACGAAUAGAGGGACCACUAUGGCGGGAGAUCACAGCGGCGGUUCGAGCGGUCGUACGUCCAAUGUACAGAACGCGAAAACGUCAACCAGUCCGUUAAUUUCGAACGAAACUCGAGACAUUCUGAUGGACGGCUACGGACUGAACAUUCCUGCAAGUUUGAGCAUAACGCUAACCUCACCCAAGUCCCCAAGUACUUCCGCACAAUUCGUCGAACCCAUUGAUCCCAACGACAACGAUAGUCGAAAGGUCACGCUAAACAAAAUGAAUCCCAGUAUCACAUUGAACAACCGCUCGUUAGAUCCACGCGUGCUGAAAGCUCUGAAGACCGGACAGAUCAAGAUGCCCGCCAGUCCGCCGAAAGCCAAACCACCGUUGACAGCACCGAUGACGGUGAAACAGACGUCGCCAAUAGAUCGCAGCGAGACAGCGAAUCAGCAACGUGCAACAACGAUUCUGGGCAAACGGAAGAAAGAACAGGAAUCGUCCAGAGACAUCUUGGACUUGAGCGGAGGUAACAAGAAGAUAGACAUGCAUCCCCUGAGAAUUCCACAGCCGGUGACGAAGCUCAACAAGAGCAACAAAUCCACGCCAAGCAAGGAUAUCAUGCAACUGGGAGACAUCUCCGAUCAAGGCCAAGUUGUAACGCUUAUGGGCGGUCACAGAUACUACCGAGCGCCUCCGGGUUCUCUGACACCAGCCGCUCAUCGUGUCAACGACUGUCCGCUACCAUCACGCACGCCUGUUUAUGCGCCGUCUUUCGGUUCCAUUAAUCGAUCAGGCUCGGAUCUCUCGUCCGUUUUCCCGAGUUUGCCGAGUUUAUACGCCCUUCAUCAGGCGACGAAUCUUCAGCAGUAUCAUAAUAAUCUGCGAUUACCGCCUCAACGUCCUCCCGCAACGGAGAGAGAUCUGUCGUCCAGAAACAACAACGACAAUGCGAAUUCCAGUAUUAGCGGCAUAACGGGGAAGAGUCAUCUAGCUGCUCAGUGCGCGCCUAUUAAACCCGCGAGAUCUUCCAUGGCGUCUUUAGCAGUUCCUAUCAAUAAGCAACAAUCCUCUGACAAGUUCGCAAAUUCCAACGUCAAUCGAACGGCCACGAGCGACGCGAAGAAGCUUCCGGGUUUUCGUAACAACGAGAAUCUAGACUCUACGGACGAAACUUCACAAAUGAACGCUCGAAAGAGAUAUUCCUCGAAUGUUGAAAGUACAAAUAAUAGAUUCUCGUCUGGCAACAACAAAGAUGCGAAGAGUAACGAUCAGACUACUGUUGAAAGCAAGACCAAGGAUUCGAAUGUUGAAUCGAUCGAUAUUAACAAUUCGAAACAGCAGCAGCAGCAACAACAACAACAUCGCGAAACAACGAGUCCCAAUGUCGUGUCAUCGACGGCAUCGCCCUCACCGCCUCCGGGUAAUAGCGGCGUAAAUGUAAGGAGUGAGAGUAACACUAGGCAAAGUGACGGUGUCAGCAACAUAUCGAACGGAGAUACCAAUGCGAUAUCUAGCCCGACAAAGAGCAACGUCAACACCGAGGUGACGUGCAGCAAGUCGCCGGUCAGUCCAGACUCCAGCUCGAUCACGAUAGAAAGUUCGGCGGUCAGUAAAAGCUGUUCCAUUUCGACCGAUCGAGAAUCGACCGAAGUUCAGACGUCCUCGAACGUUGUAGUGAAAGACCCAACCGGAUUUGUGAAUCCGGACGACAGUGUUGCUGACGAUUCGACCGUUUCCGACGACAAGAGCAAAUUUGACAAACCGGAAGUGAACGAAAUCACGAAACAAUUACUGGCGGUGUUUCCCUCGCAAGAGUGGGCGAAGAAUCCCGUAGCCGCCGAGCAUCUGGACAACUUCUUCAAGAGUCUGAACGCCAUGAAGAACGAAGAAUCCAAGGCGGAUAAGAUCGAUCGAAAGACCGUCAGUGGUGACAGUCCUGUAAAAUCAAAAAAGGAUUUUGCGGAGCGAUCGUAAUGACGACGAGAAUUCGUUUUACGACGUUACCGAAAUUUUUUCAUGCGUUACUUCGAGAUAUUGACGUGGCAACUUUGUAUACAGAAUUUUAUAGCUUUGAUAAAAAGGUAUAAAUACAUUUAGCGUUUAAUCAAUUGCAUCCUCGGACGGAUUGUUGGCAGUGGAAAUUUCAUCGGAAUUGUGUCUAGUUGUUGUCACACGAGAAGAAGCGUAAAUAAUAUAUAUUUUUACUUAACAUCCGUGAUUUUAAAAACUUACGCUUCGUGAAACACGUGUCGAUUACUAGACGACGAGAAAGAAAUACGUGCUGUGUGUGCCAAGCGUAAAUAAAAUAAACUCUGAAAUAUAUCAUCGCAAAUCGAAAAAUAUCGCGGAAUCGUGUUUGAAGGACGCGCGCGCGCACAGUUAUUAACAAAGUGAAAUAGAAAAGAGAAAUCACAAAAGAAAAAGAAUUAAAAAAUAU